UUAUGGUCUGAGCUGACAGAGACACUGUCAGAGCUGGACAGCAGUGGGAGAUUUGAAUCCGACACUUCAUUUAGAGAGACAUCACAUCCCAGAAAGGUUCAUAAACUUCUUCAAGGAUGAGCAACUUCACUCGCUCCCUGCUGACUGCCCCCCUCCCCAUCAACGAGACGAACGUCGAGGACGACAGCGUCGAGGACGACAGCGUUGUGAGCAAUGACUUCUCCACCACGUUGGGCGCCCUCAUCCUCGGCCUGGUCUUCCUCCUGGGCGUCCCCGGCAACCUCUUCAUCGUCUGGAGCAUCCUGGCGCGCAUCCGGCGACGCUCGGUCACCACGCUCCUCAUCCUCAAUCUGGCGUGCGCCGACGGCUUCCUCAUGGCCCUCACCAUCUUCUUCAUCAUCUACCUGGCCAAGCAGACGUGGAUCUUCGGCAACCCCAUGUGCAAGACCCUGUUCUACUUGUGCAACGCCAACAUGUACGCCUCCAUCUUCCUCAUCACCCUGAUGAGCGUGCACAGGCUGGUGUCCGUGGUGUUUCCGCGGAAACUGUCCUACAUGAUCAGCAGGAAGGUGGUGACGAGGGUCAUCGUGGGCAUGUGGGUGCUGGUGAUGGUCAUUGCUAUCCCUUCGCUGGUGUUUCGAGAUGUGAGAGAAGACAGCGACGAGAAGAACAGAACCAGACACGUGUGUGCGCCCAAUCACACUGAGGCCCGACAUGUGAGGUUCCAGUACGCCUUCGAGACAGUGGCCGGGUUCAUUCUUCCCUACGCCAUCAUCAUAACCAGCUACGUUCUCAUCCUGAGACGCCUCAGGCAGACCAAGUUCCGCCGAAAGAUCCGCAGCGAGAAGCUCAUCCUGGCUAUCGUGGUGAUGUUCGGCCUGUUCUGGCUGCCGUACCACGUCAUCAACAUGAUACAGGUGGCAGCUGAGUGGUACAAAGAAGAUUCACCCACAAGAGAGAUAUUGGACCACAUCUCUCAGUCCAGUCGUGCCGUCACCUCGGCCCUGGCCUUCAUCAGCAGCUGUGCCAAUCCCGUCCUCUACACCUUCGCUGGGAAGUCGUACAUCAAGCAGAACGGCUUCGCCUUCAUGGCGAAGCUGUUCGAGGGGACGGCGUCCGAGUCGCUGGGCAACAAAAAGAGCAGAUGGGGGGGUAAAGACAAUGCGGGACACAGCAACACUGACUCUCCGAACAACACCUCGACUGCAAUGACUGGAAAUGAACUUUGAGAUCAGAAUGGACUUUGUACAGAAAUGGAAAAUUGCGAAGCUGCAUGUGGAGCAUGUUGACUUUGUUGCGAGGCAGCAGACGAGCCAAAGUGCUGAAAUAUGAGUUUUAUUGCUGAAUAAUGGUGGCUGCACCUUUAUACCUGUAUACCAGGACUGUAAAUAGUUUUUUUAUUUUUUACAUUUUUAGAGUUCCAGACAACAGCACAAUACAUGAUACUGUAAUGACUUACUAAACACACUUCAAUGCAUUUGUAAAUAAUACAUAUAAUAAAUGCUUUAUAAAACACUAUAAA
This is a messenger RNA of Stegastes partitus (bicolor damselfish), 1522 nucleotides long. RefSeq names its product leukotriene B4 receptor 2b (gene ltb4r2b). NCBI's taxonomy places the organism in Eukaryota, Metazoa, Chordata, Actinopteri, Pomacentridae. Gene Ontology annotation, cellular component: plasma membrane. The record is from RefSeq and is a predicted model, not a curated record. Gene Ontology annotation, molecular function: complement receptor activity; leukotriene receptor activity. The transcript has 5 exons. Bases 117 to 1229 code for a protein of 370 amino acids. Gene Ontology annotation, biological process: complement receptor mediated signaling pathway; inflammatory response; phospholipase C-activating G protein-coupled receptor signaling pathway.